UGUUGUUACUGUCUGCUUUUCAUUCAAGAGUGUAUGGUUUUUGUGUUUUCAUUAUUAUAUUGAUAAAAAUUUUAUUAUAAAAUCUUUUAUACAUGUUAUUAUGUUCAAUUAUUUAUAAAUUAGGUGAUUAUUUUAAUCUUAUUUUUUUUAGUCGUAGGCUAUGCAUAGAAUUAGGCUAUUUGAUUAUUUUUACAUUUCCAACUCUACCUGUAAGUAGAGUUAAACCUGUCCUUUAGUUACUAUUUUAUGUUUGUUUUGUUUAAAAUCUAAUAACUAAAAUAUUAAUAUUAAAGAGAAUUUUUAUUUUAUAUUAGAAUUAUAAAAUUCGCACUAUUAAUUUAAAACUCUUGAACUUAUUUUAAUCAAUUGAUUUUAUUUUUUAUAAAAGUUAAUGGCUGAUAACAGUUUGUCGUCUUCCCCAACAAACCUGGAAGAAGAUAAGAAAGAGUGAGUUUGAAGCAAUUUAAAUGUCUUGUACAUAGGAAACAGCCCAGCAAUGAGUCCUGUAAUCCAUCCAAAGGAUAGUUACAGCUGGGAAAACAUUACUGACGAUUUCUUCACUGCUGUAAAAGAUCUAGAGCUUGGAGAGCUUCUACAUGAUGAACUGUUCGGAUUAUUCGAAGCGAUGUCAGCCAUCGAAAUGAUGGACCCGAAGAUGGACGCAGGUAUGCACUGCAAUCGAGGCAACAAAGCCACUAUGACAUUCGACCAGGCUGUCGACAGUGGCCAGUUGAAGCUUCAAGGGCUGACAUUUUCUGAACAGAUAAGCAUUGUGGACAGUACAUUGGCGUGCCUUGUUUCAUGGCUGGAGGGACAUUCUCUGGUGCAGACUGUAUUCACAAACCUCUAUUUGCAUAAGCCACACUUCAUACAGGACAGGCCACUGAAGGCAUUCUGCAUCUGUAUUUACAAAAUAGUCGAUCUGAUCAAGGACUUUGUGAAUCGUGGUUUCGUGUUCGAGGAAGAGGACUUCCAGCCGACCACGUACGGCUACAGGUUGCUGCCGGAUGUGGCCGAGCAGAAGGCGGUGGCCUUGCUGCGAGAGGUCGAGGAUGAGCUGGGCAGACGGCUGCGUAGUAAACCCCCUGCCGAGCCUCAACAGAUGAGUGAGUUGGACGAUUGCCUGGCGCUGCACGCCCGUGUUCGAUUCACUCGCCUCUUUUACCAAUCGCUGUCAGUACUCAAUAAACGCGAAAACCAGAGUGGCAGUGGCAAUCUUGGCGAGUGUCACAAACUGUUGACAACUUGUGCUGAGGCGAUCCCUUUGCUUUCGAAAACAGUUGAGAGAGGUGCACCUCCAAUCGAAAGUGACGACAGCCACGGACCAAUCGCCAUCGGAUUUGAUCCUCUUGUAAACCAGAGACUUCUACCACCCACAUUUCCCCGCUACACACGAAUCAAAACCAGGGAAGAAGCAUAUCGCUACUUGGAUGAGUUGAUUGCAAGGUUAAAGCAGGCUUGUAAAAUUGUCAAUUGUACGUCAUUUCAUUCAGCGCUGGACAUGUUUAUUGAAAUGAGCCGCAGUAAUCCAUGUAUAGUGUCGCGCAGUGUAAUGCAGCUGCUGUACACGCCACAGUCCAACAAAAGUCAAGUGGAAGCGUUGAGAGAGGCGGCAAGAACGUUUAUAUCUCCCCCGGCACUAUCAUACAAGUCGACUCUCCUGAACAACCCGCAAGCAAAAGAGUACGUGGACGGUUUUCUAAAUCACUGUGUGAUGCCGUUUGGGAAUUUGAUCCAGUUGUGCGGCCACAACCGGGCCAGGCAGCGUGAUAAGUUGGCUCAUCUGCUCGAGGAGUUCGCAACCCUUCAGGACGAAGCAGAACGUGUCGAUGUUUUCCUGCACAAUCUCUCCCUCAAAUCGGAAUCGCCUCGACCGCACCUAGCUUGCUUCGGCACAUGGGUUCUCUACCCUCUGCUUCGCAUCAUGAUCAUGUUUCUGUUGUCUGGCUUCGAGUUGGAACUGUACAGUACUCACGAGUAUCCCUAUAUUUUCUGGUACCUGUACGAAUUUCUCUAUGGCUGGCUGAUGUCUUCUCUAACGAGAGCCGACACCUUCCUGGCUGAACAGGAGAUGAUCAGUAGCGGAGAAGGAAAGAACCGAUCGCAGAGAAGAAACAAGACAAAGAAGAAGAGAACAAGGCCGUAUGCUAGUCAAAUCACUCUUUAUCAAGCUCUUCAAAACAUGUGCGGCGGAUACUAUAAGGCAAUGGUAGGCUUCAAGCUGGACGGAAAGGUGCGACUGCCGCACGCGGAGUUCGACAGCGAACGAGUGCGUUACGAGCACCGGUUCGCGCCGUUCACGGGUCUGCUGACUCCGCCGCCCGUGCAGUACGGCGAGUUUCGCGAGAUGGCCGCCUCGCUGCAGCAGGCCGGCUCUGUCUCGCUCUACCUGGCCGGAUGCAAGCACUUCCACACCGCGCGCACCUUCCUCGAGUCCAUAGCACAGCCGCCCGACAAUGAGAUACAGGAUCUUAUGAGAGUUGCCAAAACGAAUUUUGUUGUUCUGAAGUUACUCGCUACUGGUCAUAAAAAAGAUUCAUCCACUCCUCCAGAAUUCGAUUUCUCCUGUCACCACCAGUUCCCCAUUAUCAAGAUAUGCUAAGUAACCUACAUUGUACUUAUUUCCAAAUUGUCUAUAUAGUUUCUCAAUUUCUCAUCCUAUGAAUGUUCUAUAACUUGGCUUUUUGUCUUUACGAUGUGAAAAAUCAGUAAACAAGUAACUUAUUUGAAAAUAUAUUUUCUGUUCUGUGUU
Molecule: messenger RNA, 2752 nt
Organism: Nilaparvata lugens (brown planthopper)
Lineage: Eukaryota; Metazoa; Arthropoda; Insecta; Hemiptera; Delphacidae
Gene: Naa35
Product: N-alpha-acetyltransferase 35, NatC auxiliary subunit
Exons: 6
Coding region: 497-2602 (701 amino acids)
Biological process (GO): N-terminal peptidyl-methionine acetylation
Cellular component (GO): NatC complex
Source: RefSeq, a predicted model, not a curated record